AUGGGUUGGCAACGAUUCAUCCGCUUCACUACUCUCCUCGCCGGUUCCAUUCGUUGUUCUCUGUUCGCUGGUUACAGCUGUCAUGUCCUCGGCGCUCGAGCAACACUCCCACUCGGAAACUCGAAGCUAACACAUGUUUCCCUACCAGCAGACGAGAGUGUCAUUCUUGUGGCGGAGUCAGGAAAACUUUUCCCUCCGCUUCGUGACAGCUUUACGUUUGGGAGUCUGGCUGGUUCAAAAAGCGUUUACGUUUCCACUUUGCACUCAAAACGGCUCCCCAGUCCCGCUUUUGUGUCGGCUACAAGUCAGCUGUGGAGCGUGCAUCCGCUUUCCACCAUGAGAAUCUGGCGACGGAGGAAGAACUCUGGCUUUCUCGUCUUCAUUGUCAUCUGGUGCCUGACCUCGAAUGUCGCUAACGCUGACACCCCAAUUUACAACACUCCAGGGGGAAGUGCCUCUGCUAAGGAGCAGCCAGCUCAAGCAGAACGCUACGAGACCAUUGUACCUCUACUGCUCACGGGCCACCAUAGCAGACCCCUCAGCCACCUGGAGUCAGGGGGUUAUCCGGUGUCACUGCAGUUGCUGGUGCGUGCUGAAGAUGAACGCCUCGUUCUACUACUGGAGAAAAAUGAGGGUCUUUUCGCCAACCGUUACACAGAGACUCACUACCAGAAGGAUGGACGUGUCGUCACUGGUGCACACAACUCCACGAAGAACUGCUAUUAUCACGGGGAGGUGCUGGCGCAUCCCAACUCUGACGUCACCCUCAGCACUUGUUCGGGCCUUCGAGGCUUUAUCACGCUUGAAAACAAGUCGUUCGUCAUAGAGCCCGCAUCCGGCAAAGGCCCGGACGUCCACUUCAUCUACCGGGCGGAGGAGCUGCGUCUGACCCCGGGGGACUGCGGUCACGGGUUUAACAUGUCUUCCUUUGCCCCGGAAAACUACCUAAAGAGCCCCUUGCAGGCCUUCCGCACAAGGCACAAAAGGGAUGCGCAAAAGACCACCAAAUAUGUGGAGCUGAUCAUCGUUGCAGACAACCGAGAGUUUCAAAAACAAGGAAGUGACGUGGAGAAGGUGAAGCAAAGACUUGCAGAAAUUGCCAAUUAUGUGGACAAGUUCUACCGAGCGCUAAACAUCCGUGUGGCUUUGGUGGGUCUGGAGGUGUGGAGCGACCACGACAAAUGUCCCGUCACGCAGGAUCCGUUCGCCACCCUCCAUGAGUUCUUGGAUUGGCGCAAAGUCAAGCUGCUUCCGCAGAAAGCUCACGACAAUGCUCAGCUCAUAAGUGGGGUGUACUUCCAGGGCACUACCAUUGGCAUGGCUCCCAUAAUGAGCAUGUGCACAGCAGAGCAGUCUGGAGGCAUCGUCAUGGAUCACUCAGAGAACCCGCUGGGCGCAGCCGUGACGUUGGCUCACGAGCUGGGUCACAACUUUGGCAUGAAUCACGACACACCAGAGCGUGGCUGUGGCUGCAGGAUGACGGCGGACCGCGGUGGCUGCAUCAUGACGCCUUCCACGGGGUAUCCAUUCCCCACAGUAUUCAGCACGUGCAGCAAGAAGGACCUGGCGGCCAGUUUGGAGAAAGGUGUGGGCAUGUGUCUGUACAACAUGCCGGAGGUCAAGGUGCUCUACGGGGGACAGAAGUGCGGCAACGGCUACGUGGAGGAAGGGGAGGAGUGUGACUGCGGGGAGCCUGAGGAAUGUUUGAAUCCGUGCUGCAACGCCACCACCUGCACGCUGAAAGGAGACGCUGUGUGUGCCCAUGGCCAGUGCUGCGAAGACUGCCAGCUCAAACCGGCAGGCACCAUGUGUCGUGAGUCCGGCAACUCCUGCGACCUGCCCGAGUUCUGCACGGGUGCCGACCCUCACUGCCCGUCCAACGUUUAUCUCCAUGACGGUCAUGCCUGCCACGCCGUGGAAGGCUACUGCUACAACGGCAUCUGUCAGACUCAUGAACAGCAGUGCAUCACCCUGUGGGGUCCCGGAGCCAAACCAGCCCCCGGGAUCUGCUUUGAACGAGUCAACUCAGCGGGGGAUCCUUAUGGAAAUUGCGGGAAGGAUUCCAAAGGCUCCUUUGCCAAAUGCGAUGCAAGGGAUGCAAAGUGUGGCAAAAUUCAGUGCCAGGGUGGCGCCAACCGACCAGUGAUCGGCACCAACGCCGUUUCCAUUGAAACCAACAUCCCGCUCCAGGAGGGGGGUCGCAUCCUGUGUCGGGGGACGCACGUUUACCUAGGGGACGACAUGCCCGAUCCGGGUCUUGUUCUGGCCGGCACCAAGUGCGGGGACGGGAGGGUGUGUCUGAACCGCCAGUGCCAAAACGUCAGCGUAUUCGGCGUGCACCAGUGCUCGGGAAAGUGCAACGGACGUGGGGUGUGCAACAACAAGAAGAACUGCCACUGCGAGGCCCACUGGGCGCCCCCAUUCUGCGAGGAGUCCGGCUUCGGAGGGAGCAUUGACAGUGGGCCAACGAGACUGGCAGCCGACAGCGUGCUGCUCACCGCCGCUGUCCUGGUGGCUGCUAGCGGCUUGUUGCUGGCCAUCGGCCUUGUCUUCCUCAAGAGGAAGACCCUCCUGCGACUUCUCUUCACCCACAGGAAGAGCACCUUGGAGAAGCUCAGAUCCAUUGAGGCCAAGAGGCCCACCAGUCCAGGCGGGACCCAUUCCAUGUGCAGACCAUUACCGCAACGCAAACCACCCCCCAAACCCUGCGGAGCCAACAUUUACAAGACGUCCCUGCUGAGUGCCGAACCUCUGCUACCGCCGCACAAGUUCCACUCGCACAGCCUACGCCGACUGCCACUAUACCAGCCGCUGCACAUCAGCCAACCCAUGCCCGUGUCUCUCAGCGUGGGUCAGCCAACUCUGCCUCCCUUGCCAGCUCGACACAGGCUGGCUCCGACCAACUGUCACACCGACGCACCGUUGCCGCCCGCGGUGCCGCCUUUCCUUAGUCUCCCACGGCAGCCAGCGUCAUUCCGACUGGGACAGGACUUGGACAAACCGAGCCCCCCGCAGAAGCCCCUACCCGCAGACCCACUUAACCGGAGCGCCCGACUUGGGCACAUUCACGGGAGAGGACCACUACCCAUCCCUAUCCCCACCGUGCCCAAACCGCUACCCACCCUCCCGUUACCUAGCAGAUCCAAAGCGGCCAGUCAGAUGGCACUGGAAACCACUAGUGCCGAUGAAUCUUUUGAGAGGUUGGACAAGGAAGAAUACAACAACAUCUUGGAGCUGAAACAGUUCGACGGUCUGCCGUACUCAUCUAUAUUUUACAAUCUGCUAAAGGAAAGCAAAGCGCUUCUCAUCUGGAAUAUCAAGAGCGACUUUAUGAAUGCAUUGGCAAAAGAGCAAGUCCUCAUUGUCGCAGCUUCAGUUGCAACUGGAAGGAGUUCUCAAGUGGCACGUGAAGUGGAUGGUUCGGGAGACUUCUUGAUUCUGAUCAACAAGCAGAUCGAUCCACCCGCAUUCCACUUACCACAACAGAGCCCGUGGAGUGGCAGCUGUUCCUCUAGCACGCCUUCUCACAGGACAACUGUCUUCACGUCGUCACCCACAUUGCACCCGAAGAUGAGAGCAAAGUUCUUCUACAGGACAUUCUGGAAAGUUCAGCCUCUCGCUGAGACGAGAAGAAAGCAAACUGCUGCCAACAACCGCAACAGCGGACCACCACACAUCGGUGCCUUGUUCAGUAACUGA
This is a messenger RNA of Nerophis lumbriciformis (worm pipefish), 3699 nucleotides long. The record is from RefSeq and is a predicted model, not a curated record. NCBI's taxonomy places the organism in Eukaryota, Metazoa, Chordata, Actinopteri, Syngnathiformes, Syngnathidae.